CCUUCGGAAUCGCAUCUCGAGACUCCCUAAGCGUCCCUCUCGCUGUGGGCGCCCGGGACCCGCGGACUCAGAGCUAUGUUCACCCGCACUCGGGUGGUGGGCUCCGGGCUCGGCGUCUCUCCCGCCCCCGGCCUGACCCGGGACCUCCCCGGGCGGCCCCCGGAGCCAGGCCGGCUGCAAGGUCCCAGACCCGGUUUGGAGGUGGCGCCCCAGAGCCCUGCGCGGGAAAGCCAGGGGCUCCAGAGCCAGCGGGUUCCAGGUGCAUAUACCAUGAUAGUACCAAACGAAAACCGAAGAAAUCAGAUAAAAAGGAUUGCUGAGAAAGAGCUGGAGAGUCUUGAGAAUUGGAAGGAGCAACAUAGAGCGAAGCCCAUUAACCUGGCACCACGGCAGUUGGGUGGUAGCCAAUCAGAGGCUGAAGUCAGACAGAAACAACAACUCCAACUGAUGCAAUCUAAAUACCAGCAAAAGCUAAAAAGAGAAGAAUCUGUAAGAAUCAAGAAGGAAGCAGAAGAAGCCAAAAUGCAAAAAAUGAAGGCAAUUCAGAGAGAGAAGAGCAAUAAACUAGAGGAGAAAAAAAGGCUUCAAGAAAACCUCAGAAGAGAAGCAUUUAGAGAGCACCGGCAAUACAAAACUGCUGAGUUCCUGAGCAGACAGGCUGCAGAGUUGCCAGACAGAAGUACCCAUCAAAUUGCUCUUCAUGACCCACAGUCUUCAACUUGGGCCAGAAGCCGGGCUUAUAAGGAUUCUCUAAAGGAAGAAGAAAACAAAAAAUUGCAAAAGAUGAAGGAGGAACAACAUCAGAAGAGUGAAUUACUGGAAUUUAAGCAACAACAACAGGAGGAAGAAAGGACCAAAACUCACCAAGCUGAACACAGGAGGGUAAAUAAUGUUUUCCUGGACCGGCUCCAAGGCAAAAGUCAACCAGGUGGCUUUGAGCACUUUGGGGGCCAUUGGAAUACGAAUAGUGGUAACAGCUGGGAUGUAUGAGAAAUAUUUACUUCGUCUGUCCUUUGUCACCUGACCUUGAAGAACCUCACUUGAUGAUUUUCCUUAAAACUCCUUUAUUUAUCUUCACUGUUUUUACCUUGACUUCAGUUGCCCAUCCACUCAGCUAAACGAACAUUGGGGAUGACCAGUUUUCCCCUGUUAUUAUUGAUGCAUGUUUGUAGAAUCUGAUUGCUGAGCUCAGAUUUAAUUUCUACUGCCAGUGAAAUGUUACACUCUCUCACUGGUUUCACAUCUUAUUGGAAGCCUAAUUACAGCAAUGUUAGUAAGAUAAAAAAAGGAGGGAAUAAUUCGAUACUUUUGGGUUUGCAAGAGUUAUGGGUGCUACAUGCUUAUCUCUCAAAGCAGCUAAUUCUUAUGUAAUUCUCAGAUAAUGCUGGGGGAAACUUUGGCAUUUUUUAGAUUAACCUCUACUUAAUCCAGGGUACAAACUUGAGCAAAAGAAAAAAAUAAAUCUUUUAUACUCUUUUAAACACAUUCAUAAAUAAAUUUUGAAAUACUUCUGUAUAA
Molecule: messenger RNA, 1518 nt
Organism: Enhydra lutris kenyoni (northern sea otter)
Lineage: Eukaryota; Metazoa; Chordata; Mammalia; Carnivora; Mustelidae
Product: epithelial stromal interaction 1
Exons: 11
Coding region: 76-990 (304 amino acids)
Source: RefSeq, a predicted model, not a curated record